AUGAGGAAUUACUUCUGGCUAGAUUUUCACCAGCUGAAUAACAUAUACAGAUACAAAACAGAAGAGUAUUCCCACACAGCUGUGAACAAGUUUAAUGUCAUUCCGGAUUCCAUUCCUGAUUGGGUGUUUGAUUUCAUGCCAUGCCGAGGAGGCUACUUUCUUGGCAACGUCAGCCCAGCUAUGAUGGAUUUCCGGUGGUUUGCCCUUGGCAAUUGCAUUGCCAUUGUAUCAUCUCUGGCAACCCCUGAACAGUCAGUUGCUAUAAUGGAUCUGAUCGAGGAAAAGUGGGAUGAGCUAGUUGGUGAGAUGCCUCUGAAGAUAUGCUAUCCUGCCCUCGAGAAUCAUGAGUGGAGAAUUAUCACUGGAUGUGACCCCAAGAACACCCGGUGGAGUUACCACAAUGGAGGAUCAUGGCCAGUUCUUCUAUGGCUGCUGACAGCAGCCUGUAUCAAGACUGGUCGGCCACAGAUGGCAAAACGUGCCAUUGAGCUCGCUGAGUCGAGGCUGCUCAAGGACGGCUGGCCCGAGUACUAUGAUGGCAAGCUAGGAAGAUUCGUUGGUAAGCAGGCCAGGAAGUUCCAAACCUGGUCCAUUGCAGGUUACCUCGUCGCCCGCAUGAUGCUGGAGGACCCAUCGACACUGAUGAUGAUCUCCAUGGAGGAGGACCGGCCUGUGAAGCCGACCAUGAGGCGGUCAGCAUCAUGGAAUGCCUGA
This is a messenger RNA of Miscanthus lutarioriparius, 714 nucleotides long. The record is from the annotation of a GenBank genome assembly. Lineage: Eukaryota; Viridiplantae; Streptophyta; Magnoliopsida; Poales; Poaceae.